AUGGCGCCAAAAGUAUCAUCCAAAGCGGAAAAGCCCGCCUCCAAGCCAGCUUCGAAAGCCUCAGCCAAGAAGCCUGCUGCCAAUGGCGCAUCAAAGGCGAAAGCAACCACAACGAAAGCAGCCCAGACGAAUGGCGCAAAGCGUGGACAGAAGCGAGCCAAGGAGGGUGACGAGGAAGAGGACGAGCUUCAAGAUGAUGACGUCGAAGUAGAGGCCAAAGACACUGCUGCUCCUUUGCCAGAUGUCAAGAAGCGACUCAUCAAGGAACGUGGUGCUUCUGCUGAGCCCGCAAGCGACGUAGAGAUGGCUGAUGGAACGGCUCGUCCAGCCAAACGUACACGACGCGCACCAACUCCUGCUGGUCCAAUCAACUCUCUGCCACGACCCACCCAGCCCGUUCAUGCUGGUGAUGUGGCCGAGGGCAUUGCUGUAGAGGUGAGCGUUGGCAGUCAGUCCACCAGUGGAAAGGGUGCAGUUUUGCCACGCAAGCUCUUUGUCUGGGGAUCCGGUGACGCAGGCCAAUUCGGCGUCGGACCUCCCGAAGAUGACAAGCCAAACAAGCUCAACAAGCCCAAGCCAUUCGGUAACAAAGAGAUCUCGCUUCAGAUUGAUGAUGGCAACUUUGGCGAGGGCGGAAUCGAAGUUGUUGUUGGCGGUGGAAUGCACUCGGUCAUGAUCGACAGUCUUGGUCGUAUCCUGACUUCUGGUGCCGAGGACUAUGGUACUCUUGGACGAAAGCACCGAGGCAAUGCUGCUGACGCUGAAGAGUCGUACUUCAAUUUUGCUCCCGUCGAAGGCAUCUCACCAACCGGCAAGGGCAUCAACCCUAUCGACCGAAAGGAGGGCACUGUCGAGAAGUACCGUGCGACACGUGUUGCGUCAGCUGAUGCCGCUGGUGCCGCACUCGAUGACCAGGGUCGUUUGCGAUCCUGGGGUUACUUCAAGGAUGGCGAGGGACGUGUCUGCUUCGCCGAUUCGGAUCUUCCUGGGCGCAACAGGGAGCAGUGGUGGCCCAUCGCAUUGCCAGGGAUCGAGCACGAGCACUUCGCAGCCGUUGCAGCAGGAGAGAAUCACUUCCUCGCUCUCAGCCUCACCGGCAAGGUCUACUCUUGGGGAACCAACACUUGCUACCAACUUGGACGAAGCUCAAAUCCGCGCAAAGUCGCCCAGAAGUUCUCCAAGGGCGAGCCUCCUAAGGACUGCGACUUGACACCGACCACCCUCACUGGUCUCGCAGAUUGCAGGCGCAUCUUUUGCGGCCUCACGAAUGGCUUCGCCGUGGAGAAGAGCGGCAAGGUCGUCGGAUGGGGUCUCAACACAAAGGGUCAGACUGGUACUGGUUUGAAGGCAGCCAAGGUCGCAACUCCUCACACUAUUGCUGCGCUCAGCCCUGUCCGUCAUAAUGGCGCCGAGGUUGUCCAGAUCGUCGGAGGCAACUUCCAUACUGCUUUCCUGCUUGCCAAUGGGGAAGUCUUCAUUUGCGGUGACAGCGACGAGGGCAAGCUUGGUCUGCCUGCUGACCACCCAGCGAUGAAGGGCACUUCUGCUUCAAACCCCAUUGUGGUGCGCGAGCCUACUCUUGUUCCGUUCCCCGCACCACCCUCUUGGGCUCCCAAGUCGGCCAAGACCAAAGACGGCAAAACAAAGAUCGUCGCUAUCAGCGCCGGUAUGCGAUUCACCUUGGCACUGGCAGCAGAUGGAACUUUGUACUCGUGGGGAACUACUUCAGACGAUGCGUUGGGACACCCUGCGGAAGAGGCGGGCGGAGACCAGAGCAAAAAUACACCUACGGCGAUUGCAAUGCCUGGUCAACCGGGUGCUUGGCGUAUCAUGGCGGCUUCGACGGCUGGUCAACAUUCGUUGGCUAUAGCUGUUAAGCCUCCUCAGGACGACUGA
Molecule: messenger RNA, 1896 nt
Organism: Ustilago hordei
Lineage: Eukaryota; Fungi; Basidiomycota; Ustilaginomycetes; Ustilaginales; Ustilaginaceae
Exons: 2
Coding region: 1-1896 (631 amino acids)
Cellular component (GO): cytoplasm
Molecular function (GO): guanyl-nucleotide exchange factor activity
Source: RefSeq, a predicted model, not a curated record